Messenger RNA from Suricata suricatta (meerkat), 8378 nucleotides. RefSeq names its product phosphodiesterase 10A (gene PDE10A). The transcript has 23 exons. The record is from RefSeq and is a predicted model, not a curated record. The coding region runs from base 271 to 2742 and encodes 823 amino acids. Lineage: Eukaryota; Metazoa; Chordata; Mammalia; Carnivora; Herpestidae. Gene Ontology annotation, molecular function: protein binding; 3',5'-cGMP-stimulated cyclic-nucleotide phosphodiesterase activity. Gene Ontology annotation, biological process: negative regulation of receptor guanylyl cyclase signaling pathway; signal transduction.
GGAAUCUGUUGGAGGGCAGUUGGUGGGCCAGGGCCCACGGGAGCUGGGCAGGAGAAGACGCCGCUGGUGUCGGCUGUGACUCUUCGCAGAAAGGAUGUGACUUGACGGCUUGUGCCGUCUCUGCCCCCAGCACUGCCCGUGUGCCCAGUGUGGCCCAGGGGAGUCAGGCUGCCCGAGGGACCAGCGAGGCCUGCGUAGAGGCUCCGGGCUGGUGGCCCGAGCGUCCCUGUUCCCGCCCGCGAGUCCUGGCAGUCAGUGGCUUCCCGUGGCAUGGCAACGUUACAUGGUCUGACGGAUGAAAAAGUGAAGGCGUACCUAUCCCUUCACCCCCAGGUGUUAGAUGAGUUUGUGUCUGAAAGUGUCAGUGCAGAGACGGUAGAAAAAUGGCUGAAGAGGAAAAACAACAAACCAGAAGGAAAAGCUGGCAAACGUGGAUUAAUGCGGCACUUAAUUACUCUCAUCAUGGCCUGUCGCCGCUGCCAGCGUGAGGCUGCCGAACAGGAAGAUGAAUCGGCUCCUAAGGAAGUCAGCAGGUACCAAGACACGAACAUGCAAGGAGUUGUGUAUGAGUUAAACAGCUACAUUGAACAGCGCUUGGACACAGGCGGGGACAACCAACUGCUCCUUUAUGAGUUGAGUAGCAUCAUUAAAAUAGCCACAAAAGCCGAUGGAUUUGCACUGUAUUUCCUUGGAGAGUGCAAUAAUAGUCUGUGUGUGUUCACCCCACCUGGAGUCAAGGAAGGGCAACCCCGGCUCAUCCCCGCCGGGCCCAUCGCCCAGGGCACCACCAUCUCUGCCUACGUGGCCAAAUCCAGAAAAACGUUGCUCGUGGAAGACGUCCUGGGGGAUGAACGAUUUCCGAGAGGCACUGGACUGGAGUCAGGGACUCGCAUCCAGUCUGUUCUCUGCUUACCGAUUGUCACUGCCAUCGGUGAUCUGAUUGGCAUCCUUGAGCUGUACCGGCACUGGGGCAAAGAAGCCUUCUGCAUGAGCCACCAGGAGGUCGCCACAGCAAACCUUGCCUGGGCUUCAGUUGCAAUACAUCAGGUGCAGGUAUGCAGAGGCCUGGCCAAGCAGACCGAGUUGAAUGACUUCCUACUUGACGUAUCAAAGACAUAUUUUGAUAACAUAGUUGCAAUAGACUCUCUACUUGAACACAUAAUGAUAUAUGCAAAAAAUCUGGUGAAUGCCGACCGUUGUGCACUUUUCCAGGUGGACCAUAAGAACAGGGAGUUAUAUUCAGACCUUUUUGAUAUCGGAGAGGAGAAGGAAGGAAAGCCAGUCUUCAAGAAGACCAAAGAGAUCAGAUUUUCAAUUGAGAAAGGGAUUGCUGGCCAGGUAGCAAGAACGGGGGAGGUCCUGAACAUUCCAGACGCCUAUGCGGACCCACGCUUCAACAGGUGUGCUUUCUCCUGUGUGUGUGCGUGUGUCUGUCGGUCUGCUCCUGAAUGCUCCCGCAGAGAGGUGGACUUGUACACGGGGUACACCACGCGGAACAUUCUGUGCAUGCCCAUCGUGAGCCGCGGGAGCGUCAUCGGCGUGGUGCAGAUGGUCAACAAGCUGAGCGGCAGUGCCUUCUCGAAAACGGACGAGAACAACUUCAAGAUGUUUGCGGUCUUCUGCGCACUAGCCUUACACUGUGCCAACAUGUACCACAGGAUCCGGCACUCGGAGUGCAUCUACCGGGUGACCAUGGAGAAGCUGUCCUACCACAGCAUCUGCACGGCCGAGGAGUGGCAGGACCUCAUGCGCUUCAGCCUCCCGGGCCGCCUCUGCAAGGAGAUCGAGCUAUUCCACUUUGACAUCGGUCCUUUUGAAAACAUGUGGCCUGGGAUUUUUGUCUACAUGGUCCACCGGUCCUGUGGGACGUCCUGCUUUGAGCUUGAAAAGUUGUGUCGUUUCAUUAUGUCUGUGAAGAAAAACUACCGGCGGGUCCCUUACCACAACUGGAAGCACGCGGUCACCGUGGCGCACUGCAUGUACGCCAUCCUGCAGAGCAACUGCGGGCUCUUCACCGACUUGGAGCGCAAAGGCCUGCUGAUCGCCUGUCUGUGUCACGACCUGGACCACAGGGGCUUCAGCAACAGCUACCUGCAGAAGUUCGACCACCCACUGGCCGCGCUCUACUCCACGUCCACCAUGGAGCAGCACCACUUCUCCCAGACCGUGUCCAUCCUGCAGCUGGAAGGACACAAUAUCUUCUCCACCCUCAGCUCCAGCGAGUACGAGCAGGUGCUUGAGAUCAUCCGCAAAGCCAUCAUCGCCACAGACCUUGCUUUGUACUUCGGAAACCGGAAACAGCUGGAGGAGAUGUACCAGACCGGAUCGCUCAACCUCAAUAAUCAGUCACAUCGAGACCGUGUCAUUGGUUUGAUGAUGACUGCCUGUGAUCUUUGUUCCGUAACAAAACUGUGGCCGGUUACAAAAUUGACGGCAAAUGAUAUAUAUGCAGAAUUCUGGGCUGAGGGCGACGAGAUGAAGAAGCUGGGGAUCCAGCCCAUCCCCAUGAUGGACAGAGACAAGAAGGACGAGGUCCCACAGGGCCAGCUGGGAUUCUACAACGCCGUGGCCAUCCCCUGCUACACCACCCUCACCCAGAUCUUCCCGCCCACGGAGCCUCUGCUGAAGGCGUGCAGGAACAACCUGAGCCAGUGGGAGAAGGUGAUCCGCGGGGAGGAGAGCGCCGUGUGGAUCUCGGCCCAGCCCGGGGCCCCAGCGCCGCCCGCGAAGACGGACGACUGACCGCCGCCGGACGAGCUUUCCCAGAAGACGCCCGUCCCGCUUCUCGGACUUCACUUCUUUUUAUUUUCGUGGGAGGAAACCUACCCCUGGUGACUCGGCGGCAAGCCCCUUAGAGAAGGUGCCAUCAGGACGCGCGGCCAGCGACGGCCCCCGCCAGGCUCGUCUGUGACGCUCCGUGGGCGGCGAGCGGCCAGGAGCCCCGUGACCAGACCAGCUGGCCACGCGACUCCACGGGGCCUCGCACUGCCGAGGCCUUGGCGGGAAAGGACAGCACGUGCUCAGAGGGGUCCUUCUCCACCGUACGGUUCUCGGGAGGGGUGAACACGGUACUCGUAUGAAUAUUGUACUUUGGCUUUAACACCCAUGUCGCUUUGAUGUUGUUGGUUAUAAAUAGGAAUUUUUACAUAUUACUCUCGUGAAUGUUCGUGUGUGACCUACUUGUGACUAGCGUGAAGUGGAGCAGACCGCCUCGGGACAAGUGUCGCUGCUGCGGGGACGGUGUAAGACGCGUCUCUGCAGUCGGUGAGCGGCGUGGUCACGUGCUCGUUUCAGGACCUCGUGAGUUAGUUGGGGGCGGGGUGUGUUCUUUACGUCUGUAGGAAGGAGCUGGGGUGAAGGGGUCGCACGCCCUGAAUGAGGCGGCGCCCUCAUCCUGAGAAGAGCAGGCGGAGACGGCGCAUAAGCCUCGGAACGCCGGGUAUCGAGCCAAAAACGGGCAAAGAAUUGUUUUUUAAUUUUGUGCGUCGUUGUAGGCACAUUUUUUAAACCCUUCACAUGAAGAACAAAAGAGAGGCAAGGCAUAUGAAUUCUUAACAGACAGGUCUUAUGGGAUAUAAAAUGUGAAUUUUAAUAAUGAUUUCUAUUUUCACUUGGUGUCAUUGCAAACUUUUAGACUCACACUCAAAACAAGAGGUUUACUCUACAAAUUAUUUAAUUAAAAUACCAUACAUUUCUCUUAAAAUUAAAUUAAACCACAAAGUUUCAGUCGUGUAUAAUCUUUACUUGGAUCUGCUGCGCCCACCUCCUGCUUUCUCCCUUUGUGCCCCUCAGGCCCACUUGCCCAGCUCUCCGGCCGCGACGGGGAAGCUGAGCACAGCCGAGUGCUUCGGGGCUUUACUUCCGUUCUCUUUCCUCUGCUCGAGGUCAAGCGUCCACAUAGCAACCUGCUCUGGAGAGUUUCUUCCAUAUAAUUUUGAGGAGACUGUUAGUCCUCUACCCUGUACAUGUCUUAAAGAAGACACAAGAGUCUGGACUCCUUCAUACACGGAUUCCGAGCCGGUCACUUCCGGUGCACAUUAAUGCUAAAAAUCUUUAGUACAAUGGCAAGGCCACCUCCAAGGCUGUGGUCAGUCCUGACCUGAGGGAAUUAGAGUCUCAAGAAGACUGAUUCGUAACAAAUAGCUCAUGUACUAUUCAUGUGGCAGGAAACUGGAAUAUUCUGUUUAAUAAAAUAAAUUUUUAAAACAUUCUUUUACAUAUUCAAUACUGUACACAUCAUUAUCCAUAUGGUUUUUGCAAAAAAAAAUCAGAUGUUUCUACAACACGAUUUAUGUUGUAGAAGAGUUAGCUAUAUAUAAACACCUUAUUUUAAAAUUAACACUGUGUGUUGUUCAGUUUCCCUGUGGGCUUUUUAAAGUUCCCAUCUUCCCUACAUGGAACUAUUGAAUUACACAAUCUGAGGUAAAAUGAAAUAGUUGAAGAGAGAAAUAUCCCUGUAGCUAGACACACACACACACACACACACACACACACACACACACACACACGUGUGUGUAGAUAGUUAUACACGCAUGUUUGAAAGGACAUGUGUAAGGGAAAGAGAUGCAAACGCAUCUAUAAAAAGUAAAAAUAGGCUCCAUUCUUCAAAACCUUCCUGAUGUGCUGGAAAGUGUAUAUUGUUUGAUAAGGAGCUGCAGACUAGAAAAUGUCCCUUUUCAUGUUAGUGCAUUGAUAGAGUUGAAUUCUAAAAUGUUGUAUGUUUUUCCACACUCACAUUUAUGAAACUGGACCCACCAAAUCGAACCUUGAUUACAAAAAUUAGUAUAGUCAUCUAAUUUAACUCGAAGACUGAAAUGCAGAGAGGUUAGGAAAUACCAUUUAAGACUGUUUAAUUAAAAGGAUCUUAAAAGAAUGCGUGAAUUUUGCUUUUUGAUGGUUUUUGAUGCUUUUCUAUGGAAACCAGUCAUGAGGGGAAGGGAUCCUCUGGCUAUUUUUGCAUUUUAAGAUUGAAAUUCUAAGAUUAUUCCAGAAAAUUCUCUGAUCUUGGCAUAGCCAGGUGUAUUAUGUAAUGUGAUGUGUACUUUGAACAGUUUUCCGAAGAAAUGUACAUGGGAUUUAUUGGUUUGUUGAUUUCUCCUAAGAUGUCGUCAUGAUCAAAGCAAAGUUUGAUCGAAGAACUAUAUUCUAAUGAAAACAUUAAUAUUCCUUAGUACUACUUAGGGAUGAUAAAUUUACCUAAAAUGGGCCCAAGAUGCAGUGAUAUUUAGUAAUCUACUUUGAAAAAAAUGCAGUUAGUAUUUUUAUAUUUUGGCCGAUAUACUUAGCAAACUUUUGAGUUCUGUUCUUAUCUUUCUCCCAGAUCUUUUCUUCAAAGGGCAGUUGGUUUUUAUUACCAGAAGUUUUGACAAGUUUCUCGUUAAGGUGGUAUUUCAUGUUGGGCCAAAGUCUCCCUCCCUAUAAAUUUUGUAACCAGCUGGGAGUGUAUGGAGAAUGUUGGAUUCGUGGACAUUCUUAUUGGUUGUGCUGAUUCGUAAUAGAUAUGGCUACGUUGUCAAAUGCCACCUGUACGUUAUCUUCCAGAGAUACUGAAUCUAUUUUUGAUCGAGAAAUUUUCUUGGAAAUGCAUGCCAACAACAUGAAAUAUUGAACUUAGGCCAUGGAAUAAAAUUCUAAAAAUUGUAAGUAUCUGAUUAAUUCAUAGUUGACUUUGGUUUAAUUAACUAGAAAAACUUAUAAUGGAUAUGGAAAGUAAGUCUCAAAAAUGGCCCUUUUACUGGGCGGGAUCACGAUCCGCUUCCCGGCCCUCAUCGCUCUGUGAGGCUCACCAGAGUCACGGAGGAGACGGAGCUGAACUCCUCAUUCCACAUUCCGGACCCUUCCCUCCCCGGGAAAGCGUCUGUGCAGAUGAUCCAGUGCCGCGCGAGGUGACGUGUCCUCACGGAGCCGACGACAGAACUACUUGGAAGCUGGAUCUCUGCAGCCUAGGUUUCCUCUUGUGAGCAUGCUUUUUAGAUAGCUUUAGAUUUUUUUUAAUUUUGUACACUCAAUCUCAGUGAAUUUUGCUUUCUCGGUAUGUUUGGGCACACUAGACAUGUUUGUACGUGAUGCACAAAAUCCUUAGCUACCUGGAUUUUUUAACACAUCUAGUUUGGAUAUUACGUUUCUGGUCUUUUAACUCAAAAUUAAGGUUUGAGCUUUAAUAGGACUAAGUUCUUCACCAUGCCUUGGCCUGUGCCUUUAUUUUAAACUCUGUGAUUUUUACUUCUCAGUUCAUAUAUAUAUUAUUUUGCUUUUCUUGCUUGGUUAUAAUGAAAAACAUUUAAAGGGACACAUCUCUAGUUAAUUUGAUCAAAUUGAAUGAAUCUCCUCCUCAGAUUUCUGUCCUUUAUUUGAUGGCCUGCACACAUACCCUCACGACAGAACCAAGGAGCUGUGCAAGACUUUUUUGUGAGCAUUUCCAAGAACUGUGCCACAGUUAUGGUGUGAUUUCGUUGGGUUUCAGGUACAUAUGCAUGAUUUGGACCUUGAAAAUCACUUCUGUUUUGGACGUGUGUUUGCUUUCUGCACUGUGCUGAUUUUAUUUAGGGCUUAAUUCUUGAAAGACUUCAUUUGGUCACAUGAGUGCACCCCUUUUGCUGCAAGCAUCAGCCUGGCUUCCCCACCUCUGCAAGAUGUAAAUUUGCCAGUACCUUGUCAGUUCUUCAGCCCCCUACCCUGCCCCUGCGCGUGGCUGACCUGUCUUACCUCUGCACAAGGACUCAGCCUGGUACACUUUGUGCCGAUCUCUUUAAACACUUCAUCUUAAGUUUAAAUUAGUGAUCCCCAACGUACUUUACACUGCUUGUGUUUUGUCUCUCUUGUACUGGAUAUCUUGGUUGUCUGAAGCAUUCGAUGCGUUUCUGCGAUGGUAAAAAUAGCAAAGAAGAAAGAAAAAUGGUUCACUGGUGUUCAGGUUCUCAAUUAAAGGGAUGGGACCAAGGGAAAGACAUUACUGUUCCCGAAGAAAUAAUCUUUAGAAUUCACAGAAGCACCACUGUCUUCACUCACCUGCUAAGUUCCCCACCCCCCCUCCCCGACCCUGUAGGGUGACCCUCUUCACAGUGAGUGUCAGGAAGUGGUCACUGAGCGCCCGCAGAGCCGACCGUGUCUCUCCUGGGGCAUGGAUUAGUGUCACCCGAGGACCUGGACCCCAAGUUAGAGCCCAAUCCGGGGUGGCCAGGAGAAACAUCCAUGCGCACGUAUCGGGUGUCAGCGCAUAGUUUUGAAGUGCUGUGUGUUGGCAGAAGUGUCAAUGGAACGUUUUCAUUUUUACUACAAGUUCAAGUUUGAACGCGCAUCAUCUGGGACUCCGGCUCGCCGGAGAUGGUAUGAGACCGUGGGCGUUGCGACUUCCGUAUUCUUCUCAGGCCACUUGAGUGAUACCCAGUCCCGUGCCGUAUCUCAAACAGCCGACGGAAAUGCCCGCUCGGCAGUAUUAUUUCCCAUACGAUCUGCUGUGUGGUGUGUAUUCUGCGUGUCCAUGUCGUGUGCACACUCAGAGGACGGUAGAUUUCCUUGUAGAAGGUAUUUCUAUACGAUGCCCCUGCCUGUUCCCCAGACCCGACCCAGCGACCCAUGUGAGAUAAUGUGCUUGCCCAAAACACUGUGAAAGUUACCAACACUUAAGAGACAUGCAGCAUCUUGAAACUUUCUGAAAAGUGGCUUUCUUUACAAGUCCGUAUGAGUAAAAGAGAUCCUAUAUCCCUACCUAGUCGAGGCACCGAAGAGUUUGCCGGCAGCCAUCUUGCGGACCCCACACCGCUAGGGUGGAAGGUGGGUUACACGCUGUGGAACACACAGCGUGCUUAACAAACCGCUUUGGAGAGGCGGUGGAUCUCUGUCCGAAGUUUCCAUGGGUUCUCGUGGAAGGAGAAAGUUUCAAGCUAAUGAUAACCGACUUCAUUAUAGUUGAUGAGUGAGCAAAUCUAAAAACAAUCCUUUUAUAUGUCUGACACAUAAAAAUCUUUGUAAAAUGCGCAAGUGCAAUAAUUUAAAGAGGUCUUAACUUUGCAUUUAUAAAUUAUAAAUAUUGUACAUGUGUGUAAUUUUUUCAUGUAUUCAUUUGCAGUCUUUGUAUUUAAAAGAACCCUUUUCUGUUAUGUUUGUAUAACAGGACAGUGAGCAUUUAUUAUAACCGAGGCAAGUUGUAAAUAAAUUCAUAAUUCAAACUGCCAGUAUAUAUGCAUAUAGGGGUGUUACACUGCAGAACCUCGCUUUGUUUUACUUACAUGCUUAGAGCAGCAAGGAAUCUCUUGUCGAUAUGUAACUAUACACAUAAAGUAUAUAUAUGUAUGAUACAUGAAAUGUAUGUAGAGAUAUUCAUAAUUGUAAUGGAUCUCCUUUGGUGUGAAUAAUCGAAUACAGAGUUUUUAAAAUAC